AUGGUAGUAAAUAACGAAGUUGUGGUUCAACCACCAGGAAAUCAUCUUCAAAAUAAACGUGCAACACAAUCUGGGUUGAAUCAAGGGAAUCAAGUCAAUAGAAUUGACUACAAUCAUCCCUUAUUGUUGUCUCCUGCGGAUGUGAGUGAGAUUCAGAUCAUUUCGUUCCAAUUAAUUGGAAUAGUGAACUAUUCUAUUUGGUUCAGAUCAAUGAGAGUUGCAUUGCAAGGUUGGAACAAGUUGGGGCUAAUAGAUGGCACAUGCAACAAAGAAAAAUUUCCAGAAAUGAUAUGGAAUCAUUGGGAAAGAGUGAAUGCAAUUGUUCUUUCUUGGAUUAUGAAUUCAGUUGCAAAAGGGCUACUUGGUGGAAUCAUGUAUGCGUCUAGUGCACAAGUGGUAUGGGAAGAUCUGGCUAAAAGAUUCAACAAGGUUGAUGGCUCGAGAACCUUUAAUCUUCACAAAGAAAUUUCUACACUGUCACAAGGAACAACAUUUGUAUCAAUAUACUUCUCAAAAUUAAAAGAUCUGUGGGAAGAGUUUGAAGUACUAGUGCCAACUCCAGGUUGUAAUUGUCCAAAAUCAAGAGAAUUUGUAGCUUAUUGUCAGAAAUUGAAACUAUAUCAAUUCUUGAUGGCAUAUACCUUAAUUUUUAGUGAUGAAGAACAAAAAUCUGUAGCUGCAACUUCAGAAAUUCUAGGUGCUAAUCCUACAAUUCAGAUGGGAAGUUAUGAAGCAGCAAUGUAUUCUAAAACUGGAGGAUCUCGGAAUUUAAUCAAAGGUUUAGAAGGAAUGCAUAUCUCUUCUAUGAG
Nicotiana tabacum (common tobacco) is the source of this 809-nucleotide messenger RNA. The record is from RefSeq and is a predicted model, not a curated record. NCBI's taxonomy places the organism in Eukaryota, Viridiplantae, Streptophyta, Magnoliopsida, Solanales, Solanaceae.